Messenger RNA from Rotaria sp. Silwood1, 762 nucleotides. Lineage: Eukaryota; Metazoa; Rotifera; Eurotatoria; Philodinida; Philodinidae. The record is from the annotation of a GenBank genome assembly.
AUGUAUUCACCACCGGAUCGUAGCAGCGCAGCAGGAAAAACUGCACUUCCAAUUAUUGGAGCUAUAUGUUGUGGAGCUCUUCUUUUAUUAUUACUUGCUGCUACUAUUGUACUAGCACUUAUACCCAUUUAUACACCAACUAAAUCAGCUGCAUUAAGAUCGGGUGCAACAAGAAGUUCUCCAGUCACAAUGUAUCUCAAUGCUGGUAGUACAAGCAAUGGAAGACGAAAAAGACAAACAUCAGGAAAUAGUGGAUUAUUGAAUUGUAUUGGUGGUAAAUUUGCACCAUCAGCCAAUAAAAUGGUUGAAGAUGGGCUUCGUAGGGCUUGUCGAUCGAAUAAAAAAUUCAGCAAUGUAGAAGUAUCAAGUACUGAAGUAUCAGCCGAAAGUACUAGUAGACGAAAACGUUUUUCACUUGUAAAACGUCAAUCUGCUAGAUUUGUCUUAAAAGUUAUUUGCUUCUUCUACUUUGUGUCAACAUGUGGUUAUCAAUGUCAAUCAAAUUUUGGUCCUGCUAUAGCAGCUCUAGUCAGAGCUAAUGCACCAUCUUCAAUGUCUCUUACUAAUGUUCAAGUACUUAAUUCAAGUGGAUCACAAUGUGCACUUAUAGCUUUUCUUAGUAUUUUAGAAGUUUUAGCCAUAUCACGUAUAGGACCUGGAUCAGCUUCUUUCGCUGCAUUACCUGCACGUCCAAUAGCUGUUAUAUCAACAGCCACUCCUAGCACAACGACUACUACAGUAUCAGGAAAUAUGGCUGGUUAA